GCAGAAAUAAACAUGUGCCUUGAAAAGAAAGACAAAAUUGGAAAGCGUGGGACAUUCUCGAGGGAGUACCAGCCAUUAACGGCCUUUACCUUCUUCCUCUCUAUAUUCCGACAGUCUCUACCCUUGGAUUUUAGAUUUCAUUUUAGACCUAAUUUUCUAUUUCUAUUUUCCACCGUCUCUCCUCGACAUGGGUUGCUCCUCCUCCCUUCCGGAUAGAAAUUCUGGACGGUUGGGUGGGCUGAAUGCGGAGAAUGGUGGAGCACCCGAUGCAAAAAACCUCCGGGUUAAGCUGGUUUUGUUGGGGGAUUCUGGUGUUGGAAAAAGCUGUAUUGUUCUUCGUUUUGUUCGUGGCCAGUUUGACCCUACAUCCAAGGUGACUGUAGGAGCUUCAUUCUUGUCACAAACAAUUGCCUUGCAAGAUUCUACGACAGUUAAGUUUGAAAUAUGGGACACUGCUGGUCAAGAGAGGUAUGCUGCGCUGGCACCACUUUACUAUCGAGGUGCUGCAGUUGCAGUUGUAGUGUAUGAUAUAACAAGCCCAGAAUCAUUCAACAAAGCACAGUAUUGGGUUAAGGAAUUGCAAAAACAUGGAAGCCCUGAUAUUGUCAUGGCUUUAGUUGGGAACAAAGCUGAUCUUCAUGAGAAUCGAGAAGUACCAGUUCAAGAUGGUAUUGAUUAUGCAGAGAAGAAUGGUAUGUUCUUUAUUGAAACAUCUGCAAAGACAGCUGAUAACAUAAACCAGCUGUUUGAGGAAAUUGCUAAAAGAUUGCCACGCCCUUCCUCAUCGUGAUUGCAGAUCUUACAACUGAAAACAGCUGCUGAUGCUAUGGAGAUCAAUUACCUGCCUCUAUUACCAACUUUGUGUAUAUUCUACUUCGUGAUUAUCUGUUUGGUUUGGUUUUUCUAGUUGAACUGUUGAAGUUGUGAGAUCAUGAAUCACACAUCCUAUAUGUUUUGUCACUGUUAAGGUCAAAGUUACUGCCCAAUCAUGUCAUGUUCUAGUCCCAUAAUAAAUUUAGCUGACAUCAUUCCAUCCAUGAUGGUUACUUAUGGGCACACAAAUUCAUCUUUGUAGUGGAGCCAGUGCAGAAAGGCUGAUGAGUAGACAUGUUUCCAGGGUGAGAGCUUGAAAAUGUGCCAAACAGGGUUCAGUUCUGUAUAUCAGAAACUGGAUCUGUUGUUGGUUGGGAAAGCAAUUGUUCUGCUCCUGCUACCACUUUAAGUGUAUGUUUGGAAUGUUAGAAUAGGGAAUAGGGAAUAAGAUUCGUUCCAUUUUCAAUUUA
Molecule: messenger RNA, 1283 nt
Organism: Vitis vinifera (wine grape)
Lineage: Eukaryota; Viridiplantae; Streptophyta; Magnoliopsida; Vitales; Vitaceae
Product: ras-related protein RABF1
Exons: 8
Coding region: 188-790 (200 amino acids)
Molecular function (GO): GTP binding; GTPase activity
Source: RefSeq, a predicted model, not a curated record